Cetraspora pellucida is the source of this 1467-nucleotide messenger RNA. Lineage: Eukaryota; Fungi; Glomeromycota; Glomeromycetes; Diversisporales; Gigasporaceae. The record is from the annotation of a GenBank genome assembly.
AUGCAACAACAACAACAAAUAGACAAGAUGUACGCUGCUGGUCCCGUUAGAAACGUGGGCGUAGCGACUAGUUUCUUGUACAAGUUAACAGAAUUAGCUGCUUACACUUCGGCUUUUGCCAGUGAUACUUACCACACUUUGACAUCUAGCAAUGGAAAACUUGAGCUAGAAAUCCCUGUACAGACGAAUAAAUCUUAUAAAACUUUUGGAUUACAAGGACAGUAUAUUGACGAAGAUGCAAGGCAUUUCAAUAAAGAUACUUCAGAGCUUCUCGACACGAAUAAUGUUGAGUUGAACGACAAUGAUACCGUCCAGAACAACAACGUAGUCCAGAAAAGCAUUAGUAAUACUGUUCAGAAAAAAAAUAAUACUGUCCAGAAAAAAAAUAAUAUUGUCCAGAAAAAAAAUAAUAUUGUCCAGAAAAAUAAUAAUAAUGUGACUGACAGUCAAGAAAUAAAUUUUGGAGUUGAUAAAAAAGACCAAUGUUCGUGGACAGCAAAUGAUAAUGAAGAAGAACCACCACCACCAUAUGAUAUUUCUUGGUCAAUGCCAACUCAUAACAAUGAAACGAAUCAAGCUUUAUCGAUCUCCACUCAUAACUUAUCAGAUGUGCCUGCUCUGUCCUCAUCACCGAAGAAUAUACGAUUUGAGACUCCUCAAACUGAUUCUCAGAUCGAUAUCCCUUCUACAUCGUCUCCUACUCCAGUUAAACGUAGGCAAAUUCGUGUACGUCGUCCUCGGAGAUUACUUCGUCGCAAGUCUUCUUCAACUGAUCUUUCAAUUCAACCUAGUGAAUAUGAUGAUCAAGACGCUUUUUUAUCAAAAGUUAACGAGAAACUUGUUGAUAUGAUCGCUCGAGGUAAAGCUGCCUUAAAUAGUACCGUCAGUAUAACUGAUGUUGAUAUAAUGCUUGCUGAAGAAAGAGAACGUGAAACUCGCAUAAUGAAAGAACUUGGCCUUCAAACUCCGCUCAAUCGGCGGAAUAGGAGAUUGAAUGGUUCUUUUUCCGAUUACGAUUAUUUUGGUGGUUCAAUAUCAGAUCAUGCCAAUUAUUCUGCUCCAGAGUCUUCGUCCUAUUACGACUAUGGUUACGUUUCUAGUAAUGGCUAUUCAACUCCAAAUGAUUAUGUGACGACUCCUCUUCACCAUUCAUCCCACAUACAUUAUAAUUCUCCAUCUCAAUAUAGUUCUUAUAUGUCUCCUCCCCUUCAUCAUUCAUCUCACAUGCAUUAUAACACCCCAUCUCAAUAUAAUUCUUAUGCGACAUCUCCUCCUCAUCAUUCAUCCCACAUUCACUAUAAUACUCCAUCUCAAUAUAGUUCUUAUGUAACCCCUCCUCAUCAUCAUUCGUCUCACGUGCACCACAACACUCCAACACAAUAUAGUUCUUAUUAUCACAAUAUAAAUCAAUUCCACGAUGAAAAUUGGUACCGAGGAUACCCUGUACGUGGUGCUACAGUCGAUUAG